This is a messenger RNA of Kwoniella mangroviensis CBS 8507, 927 nucleotides long. RefSeq lists its product as uncharacterized. Lineage: Eukaryota; Fungi; Basidiomycota; Tremellomycetes; Tremellales; Cryptococcaceae. Gene Ontology annotation, biological process: N-acetylglucosamine metabolic process. Gene Ontology annotation, cellular component: cytoplasm. The record is from RefSeq and is a predicted model, not a curated record. Bases 1 to 927 code for a protein of 308 amino acids. The transcript has 5 exons.
AUGUCACAAGUAACUUACCUCAACGAUACCCGAUACCCUGGUCCCAGCAUCCACAAAGCUUCAGCAGAGAUAGCUGGUUUACCCACUCAAGAUGAGCUGGACGCGUAUCCUAGGAUGUAUACUUGGGGCGAGCUGAAAGAGGUCAUCGUGAGCGGUCGGCUGGAAAAGCUCAUGAGGAACAAGCAGAUGCAAGUGAGAUACAACAGGUGGAUGAACGGUAUCAGGGAGAAAUAUGGAUCUACAGAGAACUACUUGAAACAAGGCCGACUCCCAUUCCCUCAAUCAGCUGCUGAGCCUACAUAUGAUUCGAAUGUAACCUCAUCUUCCAUCCCUCAUGACUACCUGACGUAUGAUGCUGAAAAGGGCUUUGAUGAGAGUAAAUAUGCUGUGUUGACAAACGAUUGGCCAUAUAAUGUACCCUACGGCGUUAGACAUUUGUGUGUUUGGUCAAAACUCCCCAUCGCCCACAAAUCACUUGUCGAUGACGACUUAGCCUUAUGGACCAAGAUCGAAGAAGAAGGCUUAGGUGGAUUCACCGGUGUGAUACCAUUCACCGCAGCUGAGAAACCUACCCAAACUGCGACGAAUUGUACAACACCGCCUCACCCUUUCGCAUGGGAAGCAACGCAAUUGAGCGAUUAUCAAUCGGAUAGUUGGUUGGCUGUCGAUCUCAUGUUUGGCGGGAAGGAAAUGAGGGAGUGGGCAGGUAAGCAAUAUACUUCGAAAGGUGGUCAGGAAGUCCAGAAGAUGGUAGAGGGUCUAUGGGAUGUGAGAGGUUGGGAAUGCUUGUGGUUCGUCAAUCCUCCUCGAAUCCAAUCUGUUCCUGGCUUAUCCCAUUUCCACGUCUUCGCUCGACGAAAGGCACCCGAAGAGAUCGAUGCUGCCGAGAUGAUAUGGGGUAAAGGGGGUAAACCUGAACAUCAAUAA